This is a messenger RNA of Trifolium pratense (red clover), 1513 nucleotides long. Its product is annotated as secretory carrier-associated membrane protein 1-like. The coding region runs from base 273 to 1184 and encodes 303 amino acids. The record is from RefSeq and is a predicted model, not a curated record. Lineage: Eukaryota; Viridiplantae; Streptophyta; Magnoliopsida; Fabales; Fabaceae. Gene Ontology annotation, biological process: protein transport. Gene Ontology annotation, cellular component: trans-Golgi network membrane; recycling endosome membrane. The transcript has 13 exons.
UGAAGCGGUGGUUAUCUUUUAUCUAUGCAUGAAGCCUUCCGUUUCAAUUUAUCACAUUCAUUCAGAGUGUAUCUUUGGUGUGCAGUUUCGGCGAAUAAAGAGACAAAAUCGGAAGCCGAAUAACCCGUAGAUUCCAACGCCCUAUAUCUCUUUCUCCUUCUCUCUCUCUGUGUGCACAUUCUCUAUACUGCACACUAAAUUCACACACACACCACUCGCCGUAACUACUCCAUUCAUUCCGAUUCUCAAAGAUCCCUUCAUUCUCUCACACAAUGAGCCGCUACGAUCCAAACCCUUUCGAAGAAGAAGACCUUCACGUCAAUCCCUUUUCUGAUGGAACAGCCAAAGGACAAGGAUCAAGUUAUGGCGGGGGAGCAUUUUACACUACAAACCCUGGAAGUGUUCCUUCUGCUACCUCAAAACUCUCACCCCUUCCUCCCGAGCCUUAUGAUCGUGGGGCAACUAUUGACAUCCCUCUCGAUAGCUCAAAGGAUCUCAAAGCAAAGGAGAAGGAGCUUCAAGCUAGAGAGGUUGAAUUGAAAAAAAGGGAACAGGAACUAAAACGAAAAGAGGAUGCCAUAGCACGAGCCGGUAUAAUCAUAGAGGAAAAAAAUUGGCCACCUUUUUUCCCCAUCAUUCAUCAUGACAUUGGAAAGGAAAUACCGAUACAUCUUCAAAGGAUGCAGUAUGUUGCGUUCGCAUCAUGGUUAGGUUUGGUUCUGUGUCUUUUGUGGAAUAUAGUAGCAGUUACUACUGCUUGGAUCAAAGGAGAAGGUCCAACCAUUUGGUUUCUAGCUAUUAUAUAUUUUAUUUCUGGUGCUCCAGGAUCCUAUGUAAUGUGGUAUCGCCCCCUUUAUCGCGCUAUGAGGACAGACAGUGCUUUGAAGUUUGGCUGGUUCUUUGUCUCUUACAUGUUGCACAUUGCCUUUUGCAUUUUUGCUGCAGUUGCUCCACCAAUUAUCUUCAAAGGAAAAUCUCUCACAGGUAUUUUGGCUGCAAUUGAUGUGAUAGGCGGCAGUGCAUUGGUUGGGAUAUUCUACUUCAUCGGGUUUGGAUUUUUCUGUCUCGAGUCACUGAUGAGCGUCUGGGUUUUUCAGCAAGUAUUGAUGUACUUCCGUGGAAGCGGCAAGGCUGCAGAGCUGAAGCGAGAGGCAGCCAGAGGGACAAUGAUGGCAGCUCUAUAACUUGGCAUUACCAAAUGUGUUCACCAAUGUUAUACCCCAAAACCUUUAUUUCUUCAGUUACUAAUUUCCCUGCACUUUUUCCGCCUUUCUUAAUACUUGGAUGUUUUUUCCUGGCUGCUGGGGCUAGGGUUGAGUUAAACUACACAAUUAAAGAACUCACAUAUGUUGUGCAUAUAUAGAAAACAUUGUUUGAGAUUGCUCCCUCAACCCACUUCUUUUCCCAUAGAAUAUUUUUAUAACAAAUGGUUCAUCAAUUCAAACGAGUUACAUGUUCUGCUGACAUGACGCAAAGCAGACCAAGGUCUUCAGCAUAAGACUUUACUCGCUAA